Messenger RNA from Oncorhynchus nerka (sockeye salmon), 992 nucleotides. RefSeq names its product STAGA complex 65 subunit gamma-like. Bases 318 to 686 code for a protein of 122 amino acids. Lineage: Eukaryota; Metazoa; Chordata; Actinopteri; Salmoniformes; Salmonidae. The record is from RefSeq and is a predicted model, not a curated record. The transcript has 3 exons.
AACAGUGCUCCGGCAACAAUGAGGGAAGGAAUUAUCACAGUUAAUGGUCUAAGUUUUCUACUGUGAGCUAGUUCUCUCUCUCAUCCCUCCUUCAUCUUUUCCCCCUCUUUCUCUUCUCUCAUCCUCCCCUCUCCCCAUGCAGGUGCAAAGGCGAGCCCUUCACCAUUAGAAAUUAUGUCUGCAUUUCUUCCUUCAUUCCUGAACAUGUCAUGGCUAGAUCAGCAAGGAGCUGUCGGAUAAGUACGAGCGGAUGGUGAACCCGGAGAAGGCCCUGGAGGACUCCAAGACCCCGCUGUUCAAAGAGGAACCCAUGAGUGAUGUUGCCUUCCGUCAGUGAGGAGCCUAAGGUGUACCUGGGCUCCGGGGAGCAGACACUCCCCAUGGGGAUUCUGGGGGCCCCUCAACGAGAGUCAGUCUGGCAGUGGAGAGCCAAAAGCUCCCCCUUGUGGCACCUGUCGCAGGUGAAGAUGGUGCCCCAGGACAGCAAGGAGGGCCAGGUGUCAGGCCAAAGCGCCCUUGGGGCAUCGUGUUCGAGGAGGGGGAGCCCCAUGUCUACCAUGAGCGAGGCAGACAGCAUGGUGCCCUCGCCCAAAGGGGUGGUGUCAGACGGCAGCAACUCGCCCUAUGCCCUCAUGGGCACGUCGGCAGUCUUCAACCAGAGGCCCAGGAAGAGAGUGAAGAUGUGAGGAGCCUCUCAGACUUGCGACAGCUAUUUUUCCAUCAAGGUAACAUGGGCACAUAGAAAGUGAUGAUACAAAACAUUGCAAAGUUCCAAACUGAUUCCUAUGCUCUUCUCCAUUUUCGCGGAACAGAUCUGAAAUGAUUGGAUGGGACAUGUUCUCACUCGAUGAACUGAUGCUGUAGACAUAAGACAUUGCAAUUUCAUUCCUUAUAGUGUUUUAUGAUUAUGUAUAUAGAAAAUAUGAACUCAGAUAAAUGCUUUCUUUGAGACGGUGUUAAUGUCAAAAUGAAUAAAUGCCCUCUUUUGGAUG